Grammomys surdaster is the source of this 1477-nucleotide messenger RNA. RefSeq names its product H-2 class I histocompatibility antigen, D-37 alpha chain-like. Lineage: Eukaryota; Metazoa; Chordata; Mammalia; Rodentia; Muridae. Gene Ontology annotation, molecular function: signaling receptor binding; peptide antigen binding. Gene Ontology annotation, biological process: antigen processing and presentation of endogenous peptide antigen via MHC class I via ER pathway, TAP-independent; positive regulation of T cell mediated cytotoxicity; antigen processing and presentation of endogenous peptide antigen via MHC class Ib. The record is from RefSeq and is a predicted model, not a curated record. Gene Ontology annotation, cellular component: external side of plasma membrane. The coding region runs from base 203 to 1384 and encodes 393 amino acids. The transcript is spliced from 5 exons.
ACUGGAGAGAUGGCUCAGCUGUUAAGAGAUCAUACCUACAUCAUGCAAAGAACCUGAGAGACAAAUGAUGCAGUCUCAACUCUCAUUCCUGUUGGACGCCUAGUUUCUAAAGAAGCCAAUUAGCGACGCACAGGUCCUAAAGUACGGAGUCAACAGGAACACAAUCCACAUUCAGGCUCCUCACAGACCCCGGGGUGUGGGGAUGUCACUAAGUUUAGCCGCCUUGUUCCUACUGGUGACCAGCGCCAGGGUCCAGACCCAGACAAUCCCUCCUCUGCCUUCAUCUGGGACCCUGAGCCUGGAAGAUGUCGGAGUCUCACCCGGGCCACCCCUAGGCUCACACUCGCUGCGGUAUUUCUACACCGCUGUGUCCCGGCCCGACCUCGGGGAGCCCUGGUUCAUAGUUGUCGGCUACGUGGACGACAGGCAGUUCGUGCGCUACGACAGCGACGCGGAGAAUCCGAGGAUGGAGCCGCGCGCGCCGUGGGUGGAGCAGGAGGGGCCGGAGUAUUGGGAGGGGCAGACACAGAUCGCCAAGGGCCAUGAGCACAAUUUCCGAGUGAACCUGAGGACCCUGCGCCACUACUACAAUCAGAGCGAGGACGAGCCUCACACGCUGCAGUGGAUAUCCGGCUGCGACGUGGGGCCCGAUGGUCGCCUGCUCCGCGGGUAUUGUCAGGAGGCCUACGAUGGGCGAGAUUACAUCGACCUGAAUGAGGACCUGCGCUCCUGGACUGCCACUGACUUUGCCUCACAGAUCUCUAAGAGCAAGUCAGAGAAGGUCGAUGAGGCCGACCACCAGAGGGCAUACCUGCAAGGUCCUUGUGUGAAGUGGCUCCAGAAAUACCUAGAGCUAGGAAAGGAGAAGCUGCUGCGUUCAGAACCCCCAAAGGCACAUGUGACCCAUCACCCAAGAUCUAAAGGUGAUGUCACCCUGAGGUGCUGGGCCAUGGGCUUCUACCCUGCUGACAUCACCCUGACCUGGCAGUUGAAUGGGGAGGACCUGACCCAGGACAUGGAAUUUGUGGACACCAGGCCUUCGGGAGAUGGAACCUUCCAGAAGUGGGCAGCUAUCGUGGUGCCUCUUGGGAAGGCAGAAAAAUGCACAUGCCAUGUGCAACAUGAGGGGCUGUCUGAGCCCCUCACCCUGAGAUGGAGUAAGGAGGGUGUGGGUGCAGAGCUGGGGUCAGGGCUGAGAGCUGAAUGGUCUUCAUCAUCUCUUCACCUCCCCUUUCCUCCUUUACCCUUCCCUUCUCUCACCUCUCCUUCCCUCUCCUCCCAUCCUCUCCCCUCCCCUCCCCUCCCUUCCCUUCCCUUCCCUUCCCUUCCCAUCUCUUCCCAGAGCCUGCUUGGUACAAGAACCCCACCACAUGGAUUGUUCUAGUUUCUCUCAUCAUCAUCAUUUGUCUUGCCUUGGUGCUUUACAGAUGCAUGAACAAGAAUGCAGGUAGGGAAGAAAUGUGUUCUGGGUGUUCUU